ACGUACGACGGACCAAUUCUCAUCAAGUUCCCAUUUAUCACCAUUUCAUAUAUAUCAAUAUAUCUUUUUCAUGCAUAUGUAACACUCCUAAUUUCUUUCUUACAAGCAAAUACAGCUUCAUUCUAUUAUACUAAAUCUCCUUAAUUAACUCUCUUCCAUUCAAACUAAUUAAACAUGGAAAAACUAUUAACAUUUAUUUUCUUUACCAUACUAUAUUGUCUUUUCUUUCUCCCUACAUCAAUUAUUUCCCAAACUCAAAACAUUUCUUCCUUGUGUAAUGGCAUAUUUUUACAGUACACGUACACCCGGGGCGAGCAACUCCCCCCGAACAUCACGGCCUCGGACCCAACAGACCAACCAUAUAAGUUCCAAUCAACGCUUUAUAUCCAAAACAAUGGCUUACAAGAGUUGAAGUCAUGGAAAGCUUUUGUAGGGUUUCGACACGGUGAACUUUUAGUGUCUGCCUCUAAUGCUGUGCUUCUUGAUGGCUCACCUUUACCUGCUAAUGUUUCGAAUGACACCGUUUUUACUGGCUACCCUACGACGGACUUAAAGACCGCGGUAGAGACUGCCGGGGAUUUAGCUCAGAUGAGUGUUCGAAUUGAGUUGGUUGGUACUGAGUUUGGUGUUUCACCGGAAGAUUUUCCUAUGCCUUCAAAUAUUAGCCUUGCUAAUGAUGGUUUUAUAUGUGCUAGUCCUACUAUGCAAGGGAACACUAGUAUGUCUACAUGUUGCAUACGAGAUCCUAAUGCUAAAUCAACCAUAAAUGCAACAGAGCAAUUCCUACCUCGACAAAGUGGAGAUUUGAGCAUAAUGUACGAUGUUAUAUCAGCAUAUGAAUCGAACUAUUGGGCGCAGGUGACUAUUUCAAACCAAAAUCAAACAGGGCGCCUAGACAAUUGGCAAUUAAGUUGGGAAUGGAUGAGAAAAGAGUUCAUUUAUUCUAUGAGAGGCGCUACACCUUACAAAAUAGACUCCUCAAAAUGCAUCUUUGGUGACCAAGCUAAAUUCUACCAAAGUCUUGACCUUUCGAGGGCCUUAAGUUGUGAGCAUAAGCAAACGAUCAUAGAUCUACCGCCGACUUUGGCAAAUGAUCAAACCCUAGGAUCAAUCCCUUAUUGUUGUCGAAAUGGUACAAUUUUGCCUUCAACCAUGGAUCCAAGCAUGUCUAUUUCCGCCUUUCAAAUGCAAGUGUACAAGAUGCCACCUGACCUUAACGUGACCAUUUUUAACCCGCCACAAAAUUGGAAGAUCAACGGAACAUUUAAUCAAGACUAUCAAUGUGGGAAUCCAAUUCGAGUGAGCCCUAGCCUCCUACCUAGCCCUAAUGGCCUCCCGGUACAAGUGGAAGCAAUUGCUAGUUGGCAAGUGGUGUGCAAUAAGACACGAAGUAGCACAAGACCCCCAAAGUGUUGUGUGUCAUUCUCCUCUUUUUUCUAUGAUUCCGUUAUCCCUUGCAAAACAUGUGCAUGUGGUUGCCCUAAUCCGAGACAAGAACAAGCUUGCAAUGACACCGCGGAUGCAAUUGCCUUACCAUCUUACGCCCUUUUGAUUCCAUUUGAAAAUCGAACUAAAAUAACCACCGAGUAUGCAAGACUAAACCAUAUACCCAUAUCCAACAAUUUAUUACCUUGUGGUGAUAAUUGUGGAGUCACCAUUAAUUGGCAUUUGUCAUCGGAUUAUCGAAAAGGGUGGACUUCUAGGGUUACACUUUUCAAUUGGGGUGAUACCAAUUUCUCCGAUUGGUUUGUGGCCGCGGAGCUUGACAAGGCCGGAGGUGGGCUAGAAAGGGUUUAUUCCUUUAAUGGAAGUUCUUUGCCGGGAGAUAGUAGCACAAUUUUCAUGCAUGGUUUUCCAAGUGGAAAUGAUUAUCUUCUAGGGCAAGUAAAUGGAUCCAAUCCAAACAAAGAUCCUAAGCGUCCGGGUACUUUGCAAUCAGUGAUUUUGUUUGAUAAGAAGAAAACACCGGGGAUUAAUGUGGCUCGCGGUGAUGGUUUUCCGACUAAAGUCAUCUUCAAUGGUGAGGAGUGUUCUCUUCCUACAAUAUUACCAAUUAACUCGGCUUCCAUGGUUAGUUCUACUAAUGGCAUGUAUAGCAUGCUUAUAACCUUGGUUCUAAUGUUUAUGUUACAUUAAUGGUGAGAUUUUAUUUCUACAAAUGAGACUUAAGUUUAUUUUAAGAAUAAUUUAUUUUAAUUUAAUCAUGAUUAUCAUGUACUGUGUAUGAUGGGAGAAUGAAUGGAAGUCAUAAUAUAAUGUUGAGGGCAACAUUCAUGUAUAUGACUGAAAAAUCGAUUGAUUUGGAUGUAUCAUAUUAAUAUUAAUAUGUUAUAAUUUGAA
Molecule: messenger RNA, 2340 nt
Organism: Chenopodium quinoa (quinoa)
Lineage: Eukaryota; Viridiplantae; Streptophyta; Magnoliopsida; Caryophyllales; Amaranthaceae
Product: COBRA-like protein 7
Exons: 2
Coding region: 175-2136 (653 amino acids)
Biological process (GO): cellulose microfibril organization
Cellular component (GO): membrane
Source: RefSeq, a predicted model, not a curated record